Molecule: messenger RNA, 1214 nt
Organism: Salvia hispanica
Lineage: Eukaryota; Viridiplantae; Streptophyta; Magnoliopsida; Lamiales; Lamiaceae
Gene: BBX16
Product: B-box type zinc finger protein with CCT domain-containing protein
Biological process (GO): regulation of DNA-templated transcription
Cellular component (GO): nucleus
Molecular function (GO): protein binding; zinc ion binding
Source: RefSeq, a predicted model, not a curated record
AUUUGUAGCCCUAAUUCACCCAAAUUCCCCCCAAAAAAGAAAAAAAAAAAAAAUGAACCUCAACAGAAGCAAGGCAUCGAAUGUGCUCGGCGCCAAGACGGCGAGGGCGUGCGACAGCUGCUUGCUGAAGCGAGCGCGGUGGUUCUGCGCCGCCGACGACGCCUUCCUCUGCCAGUCCUGCGACGGCGCGGUGCACUCCGCCAACCAGCUUGCCAGCCGCCACGAGCGCGUCCGCCUUGAGACGUCCUCGUGCACCGCGCCGUCCUGGCACCAAGGCUUCACAAAAAAAGCCAGGACGCCGCGGCACGGGAAGUCGUCCCGUGCUGCCGCGCCGCCGGUCAUCCACCAGCUGCCGGUGGUGCCGGAGAUGAGCUCCGACGAUCCGUUCCCCGAGGAGACGGAGGAGCAGCUCUUCUGUAGGGUUCCGGUCUUCGACGAGGAGAUAAUGGUGAAGGGGGAGGAAUUAGGGUUUUUCGACGACGAUCACGAGCUGAAUCUGGAGGAGCUGCUCAGCACGUGCGACGACGAGUUCGCGGCAGAUGUGGAGAGCUUGCUUGGGAACGUAAACACCGUUGAUGACAAAAGCGUCAAAAUUGAAGACUGCAAUUUCGAACCGGAGGUGAAUUGGGAGUUGGAUUUCCCGAACGGAGAAGAAGUUAGAGCGAUGGAAAAUGAAUCGAGGAUGUUGUUGAGGCUCGAUUACGAAGCAGUCAUUGCUGCUUGGGCUAGUCAAGGAUCGCCCUGGACGGAUGGAAUCAGACCUCACUUCAACAUAGACAUAAUCCUGAGUGAUGAAUGGGGAGGGGGGAAGGGGGGGAGAAUAUGGAGCGAUGCGGGGAGGGAGGCGAGGGUGUCGAGGUACAGAGAGAAGAGGAGGACGAGGUUGUUCUCGAAGAAGAUAAGGUAUGAGGUUAGGAAGCUCAACGCAGAGAAGAGACCAAGAAUGAAAGGUCGAUUUGUGAAGAGGACUAGUUUUUUACAAGCUAAUUCCAUCCCUAAUUACCAUCUCAUCACUAAAUGACAAUUAAGUCAAGAGAUAUACUAGUGUAUGAUAUAUAAAUCGUUCAACAAGAUGGCAACAAAAUUGCUACUGCAAUUUGCUUGUAAUCAUCUUUGUGGUGAUGGUGGUUUAUACAAAUAAACCACUUUGAUUAACCUCUUUUUUUGGAGGUUAAUUAUAAUUUAGUAUAUAUAUCCUCCAUUUUGUCUACUAA